This is a messenger RNA of Carassius gibelio (silver crucian carp), 3930 nucleotides long. RefSeq names its product potassium voltage-gated channel subfamily H member 6-like. The transcript is spliced from 12 exons. The record is from RefSeq and is a predicted model, not a curated record. Lineage: Eukaryota; Metazoa; Chordata; Actinopteri; Cypriniformes; Cyprinidae. Gene Ontology annotation, biological process: potassium ion transmembrane transport; regulation of ventricular cardiac muscle cell membrane repolarization; regulation of heart rate by cardiac conduction. Gene Ontology annotation, cellular component: membrane. Gene Ontology annotation, molecular function: inward rectifier potassium channel activity. Bases 553 to 3246 code for a protein of 897 amino acids.
UCUAUUAAUGCAUAUAGUACUAUAUGUAUCUAUAAUAAAUACAGACUUGGCAUCACAUACAUAGCCAAUGUCAUGGUUUUAGGUCAGUCAGUUCUCAUAAAAGCCCGUUUCAUAGAUCAAGCCCACUUCCUGUCAUUAAUCACUGACCUAUGGAUAAUUAAUCAUAAUUCUAUGUACAGGCCUGGAGUUCAGUCUAUAUGUGGUGUGAACAUUGAUCCACUGACAUAUUCAAUCUUUUCAUUAAAAGGUUAGUCCUGAGGGCAAAAGUACUCUGUUGAUUCAACAGUCUGAAAACGCCAAUAAGAAAUAAUUGUGCCUUCAUGUAAUUGAUUUGUUUCUAAGAGUUUAUUUCACUGUGGCAGCUGUCUGGUUCACACUGACAGGAUUUUGUCCACGUGAGACUUUGUUUGUCAAUGUUCUGGGUCGAGUCAUUAGAGGAUGACCCUAUCAGACAUUUCAAAGUGUUUGUACAUGGAAGGGCAUUUGGAUUAUGUACCAUAUAAAGCCGGGCCAGUAACAUAACUCGGCGGUAACUCGGCGGGAACGGACAGAAUGCAGCACUUGCAUGAAUUGAAGUCCAGUUUGUGGAACUCUACCUCCAGAUCUGAGCGGAUGAAAGCUUUUUCUUCAUUCGAACUAAACCAACAUCGACCCAGGCCAUCCAAUAACUCAACAGCAGCCUGCAACAUCGAGCUUGUUGCUCCAAGGGUGAAGGAGCGCACACAGAAAGUGACAGAGAAGGUCACGCAGGUCCUGUCUCUAGGUGCAGAUGUUUUGCCCGAGUACAAGCUCCAGGCUCCAGACAUCCACAAGUGGAUCAUGCUGCACUACAGUCCUUUCAAGGCCAUGUGGGACUGGAUCAUUCUUCUGCUAGUGCUCUACACAGCAGUCUUCACUCCGUACUCUGCAGCUUUCCUCCUCAAUGAGCUGGAGCAGGAGAAGAGAAAAAUCUGUGGUUACACUUGUAACCCCUUAAAUGUAGUAGACGUGAUUGUGGACAUUCUGUUCAUCAUAGAUAUCGUUAUUACCUUCAGGACGACAUACGUGAAUCAUAACGAUGAAGUGGUGACCCAUCCCAAGCUCAUCGCCAUCCACUAUAUCAAAGGCUGGUUUCUCAUCGACAUGGUGGCCGCGAUUCCAUUUGAUCUGCUCAUCUUCAGGUCUGGAUCAGAUGAGACGACAGCCACUCUCAUUGGCCUACUGAAGACAGCUCGUCUGCUGCGCUUGGUCCGGGUAGCCAGAAAAUUAGAUAGAUACUCAGAGUAUGGAGCUGCAGUCCUCUUCUUGCUCAUGUGCACCUUUGUGCUGAUUGCUCAUUGGUUGGCGUGUAUCUGGUAUGCCAUUGGUCAUUUGGAGAGGCCUUACAUGAAGACAGGCUGGCUGGAUAACCUGGCCGACCAACUGGGGAAGCAUUACAAUGACAGUGAUGCCAGCUCGGGACCCUCCGUUCAGGAUAAAUACGUCACUGCACUAUAUUUCACCUUUAGUAGUCUGACCAGCGUGGGCUUUGGGAACAUCUCUCCAAACACCAACUCGGAGAAGAUUUUUUCGAUCUGUGUCAUGCUCAUUGGCUCUCUUAUGUAUGCCAGCAUAUUCGGGAAUGUCUCUGCAAUAAUUCAGAGGCUUUAUUCGGGAACAACGCGCUAUCACACCCAGAUGCUGCGGGUUACAGAGUUUAUCCGCUUCCAUCAGAUACCUGGAGAACUGAGGCAGAGACUGGAGGAAUAUUUCCAACACGCCUGGUCCUACACCAGUGGCAUUGAUAUGAAUGCAGUCCUGAAAGGUUUUCCGGAGUGUUUGCAAGCUGAUAUUUGCUUGCAUCUGAAUCGUAGUCUGCUGCAGAACUGUAAGGUAUUCCAGGGGGUGAGUAAAGCAUGUCUGAGAGCUCUUGCUAUGCGCUUCAAAACCACUCACUCGCCACCUGGUGACACCCUCUAUCACCACGGCGACGUGAUCAAAGCCCUCCACUUCAUCUCCCGUGGUUCCAUUCAAGUGUCUCAACAUAACAUUGUGCUGGCUAUCUUGGGGAAGAAUGAUGUCUUUGGCGAGCCUAUAAAUCUUUACACAGAUCCUGGUCACAGUAACGCUGAUGUUACUGCACUCACCUACUGUGACCUUCACCGUAUCCAAAGAGAUGACCUUCUAGAGGUGCUGGACAUGUACCCUGCGUUUGGCGAGAGCUUUCGGAGGAACCUAGAAAUCACCUUUAACCUACGAGACGCUGAACAGAUGAUGACCAGUGAAAAUCUGGACUGUGGAUACCAUAUGAAUGGCAUACGACACCACCAAAACUCACUAGACAGACGCAACAGGCCAGAUGGAAUGGACCAGAAUGACUCGUACCCAUCUCAGAUGUGUUUGGCCCUGGGUCACCAUCAUUCUCCAACCGUUCACAUGCACUGGGAGGAGCUGUGGAGCUGUGGAAGCUCUACACUGCAGUCCAGUGAAAACCUCAGCAAGUCUCCCAUCAGCCCCUGUGAGCUGUACACCUCAGAUGCAGAUCAUCUGGACUACCCCUCUUCUGUUGUGAGACUAAUACCACUGCGAGGUGCUUCUGGGGUCAGCAGAGAGCCUGGCAUGCAUAUGGGGCAUUUGGCUCCUCCUCCAUCGGGAUUGUACCAUUACUGGCCUGACCACCAGGCAGCUCAUUUCACUGAACAGACUCGGCGCCCCCUAUCUGUCCGGACCUCAUUCCCAUCACCGCUAUUUGAGCAUCAACCCAGUGAACUUGAGUCCAGACUGGAGCUACUGCAGACCCAACUCAAUAGACUGGAGACCAGAAUGACAGCAGACAUCAGUGUGAUCCUUCAGCUUCUCCAGCGACAGAUGGCUCCAGUGCCCCCAGCAUAUAGCACUGUAUUACCUGAGAAGCACCCUCCUGACCCUGCUGUACUGUAUGGAAGAGGCAGCCCAGUACUUCACAGCAUGUACCCGAUCCCAAACAUUCAGCUGGACAGUAGAAAUGCCACUAUUCAGAGUUCAGCCCAGCCAGAUUCCAUAUUCAAGUCAAAUUCCCAGGGUUCUCUGUCCAGUGGUGUUCACAUGGGAGCUGCGUCAGACGAUUGUGUACCCGAUAAACUGGAAACGAAUGCUGUUUCAGCCCCAGCCCUUCAGCCCAUUUUGAUUGAUGCACCACGCCUCUGUUCGUCCCUCCACUUUCCCUCAUUGCCUGGCAACUUGGACACUUCGUCACACCUGGAAGAAAUUCCCAAACACAUGUCUGACCCUGCCUUACCAGUCAGCUAAAAUCACAACACACCAUCAAUCGGAUUAUCGUAACAUAACAAUGAGAACACAUCCAGACACAGUCACGGUCAACCCAGCUUUAUUCUGUUGUGGAUGUUAAGACCAUGCAAAUUGACCAUCUUGGUUAACCAUGUGUUGCUGCCCAUCAGUUAGGACAACCUUAAACCAGCAAAAAAACUCAAGCUUCUCAGCAAUCAAAGACAGAUAACAAACAUUUAAAUACAAACACUACAGGACAAUAUCCUACAAAAGCCACAACAUAAGCAUCUCAAACCUCAAGACGAAUGUCAGUGACCAUUGAUGGCAUGUUGACCAUGCAGUGAGACUCAGGAAACAGUCACAGUACAGUAGCUGAUAAUGUUUUGAAAUGAUACAGUAAACCUAAUAAUAAUAAUGCCUCUUUAUGUCUGCAGUAUUCUGUGUAUGUGCUGUAAUUUAACUAUGUUCAAUCCCUUUUUUGUAGUCAAGAAUUUUGUCUUUACAGAAAGUGUUUUAAAAAGUCCAAAAGAGAAUAAUUAGCAGGAAUAUAAAUAUGCUUUUAGAAUAGCGGUUAAAAUAUUUGAGUAUUUUCACUAUGUUGUUUUAAAUGACUGAAAACGCUUCAAAUUAAAAGAGAAAUAAGACUAUUUAGGGUGCUGUUCUUUAAAGAUCCACCAGAUUUAUUGGUUUAUCAGAUAAUAUAUA